AUGAAGUUAAGAUGUGCGAUAUUAUUGGUUCCUUUUCUAUAUUUAGCCACAGCUCAGGGAUGUAAAUACAUCCGGUACGAAACUCCAGCCGAAGCCGAACGUCGAGCUAUAUUCGAACGAUGUUUGGUAAGCUGUAGUGAAUCAUCUCAAGAUCCGAACCCAUGCCAUAAUUGUAUGGUACCAUACAAAGCAUAUGGAUGCCUUUUAAAAAAGGAAGAGCAAAUGAAUCAACUCGCUGCUCUUCUUCUUCUUGUUAUCCAGUUGGUGGCAUUGUCCUUAGCUCAGUAUGGUUAUGGAUAUGAUAGUUAUGGAGACCCUGAACCAGGGUAUGAUGCAAGUGCAAUAAUGGGUAGAAUUGAAGGAGCUCUGAUGGGUGCUGUAGACGGUAUUUUCAUGGGCUAA
Haemonchus placei is the source of this 402-nucleotide messenger RNA. NCBI's taxonomy places the organism in Eukaryota, Metazoa, Nematoda, Chromadorea, Rhabditida, Trichostrongylidae. The record is from the annotation of a GenBank genome assembly.